GAAAGUCCGAUUUGAAUGACGCGAAACGGAGGCCGCCUUUAAAGUUAACUAUAUUUUUUUUACAUAACUGUUUAUUUGGUUGGCACAAAAGUGCUUUUUGUUUUAUUGUAACCACUCAGCAUGCUGCCUGUUCCCAACCACGGACUUGUGGGAAGAAGAAGGCGAGCAACGACGUCUGCUUCGACAGCGCCAUUCAUAGAUGGCCCACAUUCUCGGGUCCCAUUUGGUGCUCGGCGACUACCAUCCUUAGAAUCCUUACCAAUAGACAUUUCUACCACCCAUUCACAAGCAUCAAUUCCCGACCUGGCUGAUCAGCGUAGACGCUCAUUUUCGCCAUUAUUUCGGAAAGCAUCCACUGCAUCUCAUCACGACUACACUCCUCCACCAUACCCCAAUGCCCGUGAAGAUUUAUCGUCCGAUUCAACAUCAUGGUUCACUCCCCGAUCGCGAAGGUCUUCAAAAGCCCAAUCUUCUCCCCCACCACUGGACAUUUUACCUCGGACAAAACCAGUCAUUGAGACUCAUACCAUCAAUAAGGAAUACGACCCAUUGACCGGAAAAAAGAUGAUCAAUGACUAUCUUAUCAUCAAGGAACUAGGCCGUGGUGUUCACGGCAAGGUGAAGCUCGCUGAAGAUACAGAAAGAGGUGGUUUGGUGGCAAUUAAGGUUGUUGAUAAGGAAUCUCGAAGACGCCAGCUAGGCUUGUCACUCCGUGAAAGUGUGGAUGAAGAGGAGAGAGCGGUUGUCAACAAUCCUGCCGAGCAAAAAAUCCAGAGAGAGAUCGCUAUUUUGAAAAAGUGUGUACACCCUCAUGUCGUCAUGCUAUUCGAAGUCAUUGAUGAUCCAGCUAGUAGGAAGAUCUAUAUGGUUUUGGAAUAUAUGGAAGGUGGUGAAAUUCACUGGCGUGAUGAAGAUGAUCGUCCCAUCUUGCCUAUCGAUGAUGCGCGCGCGGUAUUUCGGGACGUUGUGAGCGGCUUGGACUAUCUUCACUAUCAGGGCAUUGUUCACCGCGAUAUCAAGCCGGCGAAUUUGCUCCUCACUGCUGAUCAUAUAGUCAAGAUCUCUGAUUUUGGAGUAUCCUAUUUCAGCGAACUAUUGGCUGAAGAUCAUCACAGCUCGUACGAUAACAAGGAUGCAACUUCACGAAGUCGCAUCACCCGUGAACUAGCCAAAACCGCAGGCAGCCCAGCUUUCUUCGCACCCGAACUAUGUACCGUUGGAGAUGAUACGGCGGCGCGAAUAACCAAGGCCAUUGAUGUGUGGGCGUUAGGUGUGACUCUUUAUUGCCUUGUGUUUGGCCGAUGCCCUUUCGAAGCAGAAACAGAGUACGAAUUGUUCAAGUUGAUACCUAUCCAACCAUUAGAAUUCCCAGCGGAUAUCGAAAUUGAGGAUGAUCUGCGAGAUUUACUUUGCAAACUUUUAACCAAGGAUUUUGAGCAACGUAUUACGCUGGAGCAAGUUAGACUUCAUCCCUGGGUAACCGCUGAUUUGGAGGAUCCGGCAUUAUGGAAAGAAGAAGCGGAUCCUCGCCAUUACAAAGCAGUUGAGGUGACGGACGAAGAAGUGUCUAGAGCUGUCACCAUUACUGAAAAGAUACGCCGUGGUAUCCAGCGACUCUCGAGCUCUAUUUCCCAUUUUACGCAAGCCUUCGACAUGAAACGUAAAGGCAAAAGCCUAUCUAGUCAGGGCAAUACACCCCAAAGCCAUUCACCCCUUUCUAAGACCGCUUCCUCAUCAUCCUCACCCACACCGGGUCGCCCGACACCUGAAAUUAUCCAGUUUUCUGCUAAUCGCAAUAAGGAUUUGCCAUGUCUCGGUGGUGACGAACAAGUAGCUGAUAACUUGACGAAUUUGCGAAAUGCACAAGUUCAUGGACAAGCUGAUCUGCCUGCAUCCAAUGUCAUGCCUGAAUUCGAAAAUACCUUUGAAGCAGAUCAGGAGAGCAUUCUGAGUAAUCAUCAUAGCUAUAGCCAUGAUAGUUACGAAUACAGUGACUACGACUCCAGUCCUUGGCCGCUUGAGCGAAAAGACUCUUCAGCAUCUACGCUGUCUGGACUAGUCAUUGGCCGAGGACGACAGCGUUCAACGGACGCUGAUGCGACGUAAAUAUCCCCCCACCCCCAGGCAUCACCACGCUCUCAACGCAAUUUUUUUUUUUUUACACGUUUUAAAAACAUCGUUGUUGUGAUGGUUCUUUGUACAUUUUCCCUCCUUCUUGAAGUGCUGCAAUUUUUUUUUUCUUAAUAGGCAUCAAAUAUAAAUUUGUCCUGAGUCAAUUCGCUAAAGGGAUUAGCUGAA
This is a messenger RNA of Umbelopsis ramanniana AG, 2298 nucleotides long. RefSeq lists its product as uncharacterized. Gene Ontology annotation, cellular component: cytoplasm. The coding region runs from base 121 to 2106 and encodes 661 amino acids. NCBI's taxonomy places the organism in Eukaryota, Fungi, Mucoromycota, Umbelopsidomycetes, Umbelopsidales, Umbelopsidaceae. Gene Ontology annotation, biological process: protein phosphorylation; intracellular signal transduction. The record is from RefSeq and is a predicted model, not a curated record. The transcript has 4 exons. Gene Ontology annotation, molecular function: protein serine/threonine kinase activity; ATP binding.